ACCGCGCGCAGCAUCGCAUAUGAAUGAACAUUUUCGAAAUAAUGCCUUUGAAUAGCAUGCAGACCCCUUAAACUAAUAAGAAAAAUCAAUAGAAUCUUUUUAACCACUUAUGUAUGUGCCAUCAUGUAUGUGUGUGUGACUCAUGCCAGUGUAGUUCUUUUAUUAAACAAAAAGACCCAGGCGUUGGUAGCUCACGCGCACAGGACAUUUGUAUGUAGUUUGCGUGAAAGGUCCGCAUGACGCCUAAGUUGCAAAUUGUUUUCACCCCACACCUAAAACUCAAAACUGCAAAUUGUUAACGCCAAAAACGGCCUCGCUCCUUGCUCAGAACUCAGAAGGCAGAAAACGUACCAUUCUUUCUACAAAACAGAGAAAUAAUUGAAAUUAAAGCCAAAGCCGGAGGCAACAAGUACUCAAGAUUUCCGUGUUGCACUUUGCACCAAGUAUGUGAAUAUCACAAGGACUAAAGUUUCAUAGAGCUUAUAUUAAGAUAACAGCUAACAAAAGCAGAUACAAAAGUUCUCUUCAAACGCAAUGAGCGCCGUCACGCAAGAGUUUUGCGUGCGCUGGAACAGUCAUUUGGGUAGCAUCGGUGCCGCCUUUCCCCAGCUCUUGGCCGGUCAGAGAUUCGUGGAUGUGACGCUGGCCUGCGAGGGCCAUCAGCUGCAAUGUCACCGUCUAGUGCUGGCCGCCUGCUCCACCUACUUCGAGACCAUACUAGCCGAGCAUCCCUGCAAGCAUCCCGUGAUUAUAUUGCCACGAGAGAUUAAGCUCUGGGAAAUCCAGGCGCUUGUCGAUUUCAUGUACAAAGGCGAGGUGAAUGUCACACAGGCCGGGCUGGGACAGUUGCUCCGCUGUGCCGAACAGCUGAGGAUUCGUGGCCUAUACGGUUCAGAGGCAACGAUAAAUUACAAGCAGCUCCAGCAGGCUCAGACCAAGCAGGAAGCACCCACUUUGGCCAGCCGUGUGGAUAGUACCGAUGCCGUGGACGAUGCAGCCACUAACUCAACAACAACGUCAACCUCAACGACCACCACCCCUCCAGUCCUGACAUCCAAACAGCAGCAGCAGCAGCAACAGAUUAUCAAGGAGGCGCGCCAACGACACCAUCAAAUCAAUGGCACUAACAAUGCUCAACAAUGCGCCUCCUCGGCACCCGGUCUGGGCAGCAACUCGAAUGCACCCACCGAAGAUGAGUCGGCCGAUGAGGUGUCUAACAAUUGGAAUGCCUACAGAGAUCAUUUUGAGGAUUAUAAUGCAUCCGCUGGCGCGCCACUGGCCAACAGCAGCAGAACGAAUGUCGCGUAUUUACAGCAACCGAGAGCACAACUUCAGCUUCAUCAUCAGCAGCAGCUGCAGCUGCAGCAGCAGCAGCAAUAUAUGGACACUGCGAUUGAAGAUGACCACAAUUAUGUGGCCGUUAAUGAUGUCGAGGAUAAUGACAAUAGUUUCACAACAGGCGGGGCCAAGGGCGGUGGAUCCUGCCUGUCGCUCAGCAUGACAGAAACGGAGCCACAUGACACAUCGCUAACGAAUGCCUCCAUGGGGCUGCUAUCCAACUCAGUCGAUGGUUACACCUCGUAUAAGCGGGUCCGGCGCUCGGAAGCAUCGCUGGCACAAGCGGCCAAGUGUGUUUCAAAGGGCGAGACAUUCCAGACCGUCAGCAAUAUGUUCAAUAUUCCAGUCUCCACCAUUCGCUUCUACAUGGCUCGCAAGGGAAUUCUACCGAAACGAAAGCGCGGACGCGGAGCCUCGCAUGCAGGCAACAUAAUCAUCACAACGACAAACUCAGGGACACUGGCGGCAGCGCCAGCGCCGGCUAUUGUAACAUCACAUCAUCCUCCAUCUCAACAGCAUCAGCAGCACGACGUAUCGCUCAAUACGAUGCAGCUAAAGGCCGGAAUCGCAAGUACCAGCGGCAGCAAUAGUCCAGCGACGGCAGCCGCGGCGGCAGCGUCGCCGCCAUCACUGGAUGCUGCUAGCGUGCCUUUUCACCUCCUGAGCAAUGCGGCGGCGACUUUUAAGCUCGAACAGCAGCAGUUGCACAUGAUCUAACUAGGCAGCUAGUUGGCUUCGCUUUAAUCUCCACACACACACACACAUGUAAAUUGAACACAAUUCUUUGAGGAAUCGUAAUGAUUAACUUGAUUUCGGGAGAUCUUGUGGCAUAAACGACUUGCCAUCUUAGAUUGUGGGCUUUACGCUCAUCUAUCAACUCUCUCUCUCUCUCUCUGUGCGAGCGCUCAACAGAGUCGCUCUCUCUCCCCCGUUCUUUGAAUGUAACUGAGAGAGCGUUGAAAAAGCUCAACUGAAGAUGUAUAAGAAAUGAAGGAAAAACGAGAUCAGCUGUUGUCUUGGGAGCUUUGAGUCGUUCUUAGGCGCACAAAGAACAUAAAUCAAACACAAAUUUCAGCCAAGUUUCACUGAAUUUAAUUAUAAUUAUGAUUAUAUCAUUUUUUUUCAUUCUAUCAAGUCAGUAAUUUUAAACAAUUAUUAUUUAGAUAUUAACUAUAUUAGGCAUAUUUUUAUAUGAUAUUUGAGUUUAAGUCUGCUUUCGCAAAUCAACCAACUAUUAAAAUAAAAUAAAAUACAAAAAAAAAAAAAAAAAAAAACAUUGGAGAAAAAAUAAAAACUAAAAAAAAAAGAAUAUUUCAAAAGCAGUGUAUCCAAAACUAGUAUGUAAAUACAAUUUUGAGUCAAGUAAAGCGAUAUUUAUGCAUUUUGUCUGUACACUCUUGUAAAGGGUAUUAUUAUUAUCUGUGGCGCAGAAAUUAAUAAAAAUCCAAUCCUUAAGAACAUAUA
This is a messenger RNA of Drosophila kikkawai, 2802 nucleotides long. Its product is annotated as longitudinals lacking protein, isoforms H/M/V. The record is from RefSeq and is a predicted model, not a curated record. Gene Ontology annotation, molecular function: protein binding; DNA binding. Gene Ontology annotation, cellular component: nucleus. Lineage: Eukaryota; Metazoa; Arthropoda; Insecta; Diptera; Drosophilidae. Gene Ontology annotation, biological process: regulation of transcription by RNA polymerase II.